AUGGAACAAUCCGAUCUACCUCCACCGGUACCGCCGAAGACCAAACCGCGUCCGACGCAGCCACAACCUGCCUCCGCAACGGUACUGCCCAACGGUACCGCUGCCGUGUCCCUCGUGGACGUCUUCGGCAGCGGUCAGAGUACUCCCUACUCAGAUGCGGAGAUGAUACAGAAACAGAGCCAGGAGGUCACGAACAACUUCUUUUACUAUGGCGGGUACAACUUUGGGGACAUGUCCAGCGGGCAAGUGUCGCCCAGCGAUACCUUGGACUCGGGUACUUGCAGCGACCUGGAUGGUACCCCGCCGCCUGCUAGUACCAAGAAAAAGAACGGAGUUUCUGUUACAGUGAUAGGCUCCCACAAGCGCGCGCCUAGCUCAAGCAGCGGUGCCGAAAUUGACAGCGACGACAACGACAGCAACUCUAGCUGCGACUCCAUCACAAGCGGCAAAAUAUCCCCCGUCAACCUACCACCUCAACCCCCUAUAUUCAACAACAACAAAUCUUACAAUAAUUCCACCGACGGUUCAUUUCAAGGUUCCGUUAGUAACUCAUCAAUCAAAUGCUUCAACAGCUCCCCCUUGAACUCCUUUAGCAAAUACUCCAGUGAUCUAUCAAAAAGUUCUAGCACCAAUGUCUCAAAUAAUACCUCCAAUACCUCCAUAAAUUCUCCAUUUCUCCCAGCAACUCUGCUUCAAGACAUAAGACAAAGAGCCCCUAAGAGUUCUACUCCACUAUCCUCAUCGUUAUCUUCUUCGUUAUCCCCAUCUUUGUCCCUGACUCCUUCUACUAAAGUGGAUGAGAAGUCGUAUGAAGAGAGGCAGAAGGAAGAAGAGGCAAUCAACAAGAGGAACGCGGUUCUAGAUCCGGAUUUGUUCUUCAAGUUUCAUCUGAACGAGCACAGAGUGGAUAAGAGUGAAGUGCCUGAUGAGGUGGAUCCUGUGGACAGGGGGGAAACUUUCGCGGGGUAUAGGGACAUUUUGGGCGAUGGUGCAUCUACUAUUCGGAGUGCUAAGGGUACUGUGAGAGGGGUGAAAAACAGGAAUUACAAAGAGAAAGACGCCGGAAAAGUGGUGGUCUACACGACAACGAUGGGUGUCCUCAGGACCACAUACCAAGCAUGCAUGAGAGUCAAGCAAAUCCUCAGGUUGCUGAUGGUCAAAUUCGAAGAACGCGACGUUUUCAUGAGCUCAGAAUAUCAGGGCGAGAUACAGGAGCGCAUGCGCACGGAACACGUUCUGGUUCCACAGGAUGCAGAAACCAUCGAAAGGUUGAACGAAACUGGGGAGCUGAGAAGGAUAAUGAAACCUUACAAAAGUCUGGAUGUUUGUACGACCUGCAAAGUUUGCGGAGGAUACCGGCUUCUGCCCUGCCAAAUUUGCAAGGGGAGCAAGAAAUCCGUCCACAGGAACCAUUUCACGGCGGAGUUUGUUGCCCUCAAGUGCAUGAACUGCGACGAAGUGGGAUUGGUUAGAUGCAGUCACUGUUCAUAGGAUCAGAAAUGUUUUGAUUCCAGGAGCUCAAUUUCUCGUCAUGAAUUCAUUUUGUAAUUAUGUUUGUAAAAUAAUAAAGAUCAAUACUAUU
Messenger RNA from Phaedon cochleariae (mustard beetle), 1582 nucleotides. The record is from the annotation of a GenBank genome assembly. Lineage: Eukaryota; Metazoa; Arthropoda; Insecta; Coleoptera; Chrysomelidae.